UUUCCGGCGGAAGGAUAAGUAAUUUAUUUGCAUUUUUGUGUUUUUUUCCCCUUUAUUUCUACAGGCGUUUAAUUUGUAGUCGUUCAAAUAUUAACAUUACCUUAUAUUAAAUUAAAUACGGUUAAAUCCUUUUUUAUUUUGUAUUUCUGUCAAUCAUGUACUACAAUAUGCCACGUCACAGAAUCUCAUACCCAUAACCUUCACACUCUUACAUUAAAAAGAAAGCUAGGUAGCUAUCAACACACUUUUUGUUAAACCAAUCGUACCUAAAGAGAACCAGAGGGUUAAUUGAAUCAAGUCGGUCUGCAAAACAAGGACCGAAUGGAUUAUUUUGACCACAUUGCUAGUGAGGACGAAACAGCAUACCUCUCAAGAUGGAUUUGGGUUCAGUGUGAAUCACCAAACUGCCUGAAGUGGAGACAUAUUUCAAAACAUGAUGAAUUGGACCUGGAUAAGCCAUGGUUCUGCCACAUGAACCCAGACCCAUUUCUCAGCCAAUGCACAGUGCCUCAGGCUUCAAGCUACAAAGACUCCGCUCUUAGUAGGCAGGGUCUCCGGGUCAUCUACUCCCAAUUACCUGCUGGAAGCUUGGUUCUGGUAAAAGCCAGUAAGUGGCCAUUGUGGCCAGCAAUACUGAGCCCUGAUCCCUCCUAUGAUGAGUAUGUGACUCAUGAUACAGAUGGGAAUGCGGUUCAGUACCAUGUCGAAUUUCUUGGGAGUCCUCACACAAGAUUUUGGGCACUAGUACCCAAAGUGGAGCUCUUCCGUCUGCUGCCAACUAAUGCCAAAUGUUUGAAGGGCGCCUUAAAGCAAUCCUAUAAAAUAGCCAUGGAGGAAGCGAUGCACAUUCAAGACAUGACUUGUGAAGAGAGACUUAAGCUGUGCCACUUUAAGCCACAAGAGUUGCUUUUCCAGGCCACGGGACUACUGACAUCAAUAGAGAAUAUGAUAACGGAAUGUGCUACGGAGUCCCAAUCAAAACAGUCGCACAACAGCACCACCAAGAGGCAUGGCAAGAUUAACCAGGAAACAAGUGAAGAUGGCAUUGGUGACAUUUUGGUCAUUGAGGGAUUCAGAUUUGAGAGUGCCGCUUCAGUGGAGGAGUUGAGACAGCUGGAUCGCAGACUAAUCAAACUUAACAGUCUGAGUUAAGAGCCCUAUUCUCAUUAUUAAAACUUAAAACCUUCUUUAUUUUUUAUGUGUUAGGUUUAAUACUCAUGUUAUAUUUUUCAUAUAUACAUUUAUUUUAUGUAUUAUUUAUGGAUACAGUGGUAGGUACAUACAACAUUACAGCACUUCAUUCAGUUUCCAAGAUAGCUUACAUUCGUUCAUUUAAUUGCAAGAUGGUUUCAUUAUGCAGCUUUGGUCAAAGCAAACUUUUUACAUUAGACUUUGUGAUCGCAAUUUCCGGUAUUUAGGAUAAAAUAUGAAAAAGCUGUUCAAUUUGUUGGAUAAGUAUUGACUGCACUGCUAAGAUGCUCAAUGUUGAAUACAAUGCGUCAAAUUAAGUCAAAUUUGAGUGAAAUGAAAUGUAGUUGUUGUAUUAAUCAUUUCACAUGACUGCCUCUACUUCCUGAACAUACUAAAUAAUACUAUGCAUUAUCGCAGAAGUGUAUCUUCUGUCAAGUUCAAAGUUUUCAGUUGAUUCAUGUUUUUUCUAUAUUAAAGAUUUGUUAUUGAAAACACACCUCAUUUUGUGUCAUAAAUCCCAUUAACUGUGAUGGACUGGAGUCAGAGUUCGUUGUUCGCAUUGCUGACACUGAGAUCUGUAUAGCAUUAGCAUUAGCACCCCUUAGUGGUGAAGGAGAUGGCCUGUGACAGGCAAGCCUGCACAGAUGGUACAAGGCAUAAAGAUAUGCAUAAACAGAAAGUAAAGAAGCUUCCUAUUUCAUCCCAGAAUAACUACAUUCUAAAAAAAAGAAGGAACAGUUUCUGAGACUUUGUUUCUUAUAAUUGCAGUGUGCCAAAAGACCCUUUCGCCCACUUAACAGUUAAAAGCAUUCCAGCAAGAUUACAGUCCGCAUGAACAGUAGUUGCAAAACAGUGCUGGGAAGGCCACGAUUUUUUUUUUUUUUAACAGGGUGUUGGAAGAAGAGUAUUUUAUAGCUGUGUAUUAACAUUUGUUGAAUUCACAAGUUCCAGUGUCAUGUCUUCUAGCAGUUGAAGCUCAAACGCAAGUGCCUGUCACAUACUUGCCCCUGUGAAGUUAAGGCCACAGCAGAGCAAUCGCCUCAUCCUCCCUUCACAAGGCAGAGAGCAGCAUGUAUAGAAGAGUGGAGACAGUUGGGUUGAUAGACACUUAUGAAAAUAUACUGUCGACCUAAAACCAGGCCUCAGGAAAGUGUGUUUACUGAAAUGCUUGACACGUUAAGAGACUAAUUCUAACAUGAUGAGGUAAUUUAACCGCCACAAGAUGGUGUCAGUGUGGUGCAAAAGUGACCAGAACUUGAUAUAAUUAUUAUUUAGCUGAA
Clupea harengus (Atlantic herring) is the source of this 2471-nucleotide messenger RNA. RefSeq names its product zinc finger CW-type PWWP domain protein 2. Gene Ontology annotation, cellular component: nucleus. NCBI's taxonomy places the organism in Eukaryota, Metazoa, Chordata, Actinopteri, Clupeiformes, Clupeidae. The record is from RefSeq and is a predicted model, not a curated record. Gene Ontology annotation, molecular function: zinc ion binding.